Molecule: messenger RNA, 636 nt
Organism: Thermothelomyces thermophilus ATCC 42464
Lineage: Eukaryota; Fungi; Ascomycota; Sordariomycetes; Sordariales; Chaetomiaceae
Exons: 2
Coding region: 1-636 (211 amino acids)
Molecular function (GO): carbon-sulfur lyase activity
Source: RefSeq, a predicted model, not a curated record
AUGACAGAAGACAAGGACGGCAACAAACGCAGCGUCGGCGAUGAACCUCAUCAGUACCAGGCUGGCUCGACCACCCACCGCGAGGAAGACCAGUGGAAGCACCGGCCGCCAUAUCGCGUCCACGAAAAAGGCACGUUCGACGUGAAGUGGAGGGGGAAAUGCCAUUGUGGCGCCAUCCAGUACGAGCUGAGUCGCGAGAAGCCGCUGGCCUCCAAAUACUGUCAUUGCACGACGUGCCAGCGGAUGCACGGGGCUCCAUUCCAAUGGGCUGCCAUCUUCCACAAAACCGACAUCAACUUUACCAGCGGCCACCACGAUCUUGGCUGGUACGACCCGACCAGCAAGUCGACUACGCACCACCUUCCUUGCAAGGUCCAGUGUGCCUACUGCCGGUCGCCCAUCAUGGACGAGGGGAGGAACAUGAUCCUGCUGUUUCCCACCCUCAUCGAGGGUAUCAAGACCCCUAGGGGGAGAGAGGCGUUCGAGGUGCAGUCUCACAUGUUCUACCCGCAGCGGGUCGUCGACAUCAAGGACGGGAAGCCCAAGUUUCAGGGCUUGGCCGACGAGAGCCCGCUGGUUGACGAAGACACCGGUGAGGUCAUUCCUGGCACCGAGCCAAAGAAGGAAGAUAAGUGA